Messenger RNA from Australozyma saopauloensis, 4710 nucleotides. RefSeq names its product separase (gene ESP1). Lineage: Eukaryota; Fungi; Ascomycota; Pichiomycetes; Serinales; Metschnikowiaceae. The record is from RefSeq and is a predicted model, not a curated record. The coding region runs from base 1 to 4710 and encodes 1569 amino acids. Gene Ontology annotation, molecular function: cysteine-type endopeptidase activity. The transcript has a single exon. Gene Ontology annotation, cellular component: mitotic spindle pole body; cytoplasm; mitotic spindle. Gene Ontology annotation, biological process: meiotic chromosome separation; proteolysis.
AUGGCCACACGCUCCACAGACGGCUGGGCCGAGCAAUUCAGCUCAUACAUAAAUCGACACGAAUCACCACUAUCCGUGCUUUCUCCAAAUAAGGCGACAUCUUUGUGUUCGAAUGGGAAACUCCAAUCUGUCCUGGCCAAAGCCAAAGAAGUGAUCAAUUCACUCGACCUGAACCAUGAACCUAGGCUAGUUACGCUUGCAUUCCAUUUGAUUUAUACUCGUGCCAAUGAUACGCGAGAGUCUUUGGACAUUAUCCGCAAGCACAUGGCUUAUAUAGUGAAAUUGGCCACCAACCAGAAGCCUGAUUGCAGCCGUCAGGAAUUGUCGCUCUUGGCUGGUGUAUUGUGUGACUCUAAAAAGCUAGAUACUCUCAAGUGGCCGCAACUCCUUCAUUGCCACUUAAAUCGUAAAAAGUUUCCGCCAUCUAUCGUGGCUUCAUUCUACUUCUUUGUCGUACAAGGAGUUCUUCAGGAUGUGUCGACACUGUUGCAUGUCCUAGUCCUGGAUUCCUCAAAGCAAUCAAUUUUGUGGGAUGUUGCAAGAAGUUUUUUGUCUGCAUCUCGUUUUAGUCUGGCGAUUGUUGAUGCCGGUCCUGCUCUGCAAGCCAAGUACCUCAAGAAUAAACUGAAGAUGCUUCUGGGGUUCAUUAAAAUUACCCUGUUUCUUCUGAGCAAAAAGCCUUGCGAGAAUUUGACAACGCUCGCUUUAGCAUGGGAACUCAAACUAUUGGAGACAGAAUAUUUACUCGGACAAACGCCAUCAAACGACGAGACGAUACAGAAGUCUGCAUCAAAUUCGACACUCAAAGAGUUCGUUGAAGACUACCAGAAUACACUCGGCAUAGCUCAUGCGGUCUCCAAGUCUCAGUCUUUGACGACAACUGCCACCUCCGCUCCUCUACUUCUGCCUCCUAAGAAGCUCAAAACACCUCAGAAGGAUUCUCAAGACACUGAAAUUAACCUCAAGAUCAACAAAUACUCGGAACUUCUACGCCAGGAACAUUUAGAACUGGAUUCAACACUAGAAAUUAUCUCUUUCUUGAAGUUUUACAAAAAAGAUGGAUUCACCUUGGGUAAAAUGCUACACGCUCUUCUUCCAGAUCUAGUGCUGAUAUUGAAGAAACAGAAUUUGGAAGCGCAGAUUCUGCAAUUAUCACGACUCUGCUUCGAGUUCGGGAACUCUCAUACCUCACACUUUUCCUUACAAUACUCCGCGAUUCUAGACAUGUCAUCCUGCUUGACCAUUCAAAGUCCAAGGGAUCUCAAAAGAACCCGGAAGCGCAUAGAGUUUUCCUUGUGGAAAAUUAUCAAAUCUGAUUACACUGAGCUUUGUAAAAAGUUGACUGUUGCAUAUUUCGAGUCUGUUCAUGAACUAGACAUCGACUCUUCGGUGUGCCGUUUGGUGUCCGAAUUGAUUUCCAAAGAUCUGGAGCUGGUUUUUUUAUUCUUUGGUGCCUCACUGCGCUUUUCACCACAGGAACAGUCAGAUCUAUUUGACCAGAUCCUUCCUUCACUAGCCGAAACGCUCUCAGAGGAACAGCAUCACAUUCCAAAAAAGAUCUACACUCAGAUUGGAACGAAUUGCUCGUUAAGUUCUAUCUUGAAGAUGGCUAUGCUUUUCAAGAUGCAUGUUGAUGUUGCUGACAUCGAAGUGAGCACAACAACUGAAUCUCUAAUGGUCGCGACAAUUGAGACCUACAACUUAGUGAGAGGGUAUUUUCGAAAGGGCUUAUUGAAAAAAAUAUAUUGUCUCGUUUCGGCAUGGCUAGAAGAAGAAACGUCAGAUGCAAAGAGUGAAGAAGCGCUCUUCACGCAAGCAUUGAAUAAUCUCUUUGAGGCCGGAUUUUACAGCAUGUCCCGUGAGAUCAUUGAGAAUGUGUCAAAAACCGGGCGCACGUUCGAUUUAUCAUCUCGGUACGAUCUCGAUUUACUUCACUGUCAAUGCAUGGUGAAAAUGAAACAAUUGGACCAGAUCCCAUUCCUCUUGACAGAGGCCGGGGCAACCCUAAAGAAAUUGAAUCAAUCGCAAGAUCACCCUCCUGUGUCCGCCAGCGACGCUAUUCGCUGGAAAUUUCAGCAAAUAGAGUAUUUCUUUGCGACAAAUGACACACAAAAACUUGAAACAAAAUUGAUAGAAGUGAAUGGAAUCAUGAGAAAGAAUGAAUUCCUGCUCGAUUCAAGUUGCUCCUCGAUGUCACUAGAAGAUCGAUUGAAUAGUAUAUUGGCCCUCGCGCAAUAUCUGCUAUACGCAUCGAAUUAUCACUUCGAUACUGGUAGCUUUGGGAAUGCUGGAAGCAAUGUGCAGUUUUCUUUGAAGCUUGUCAGGUCUCUUUUAAGAAGGUCUGAUGAUGCACCUCAAUCUACGAUCUCAAGAAGCCUUAAUAUGAUGCGAGCAGCCCUAAGAUUAGCUUUCAAAGUUUAUAGCCAUGUCGGUCUAUCUAGAGAAGCUCUCAAAUAUUUAAAAGAUUUGCAGAAGCUAGGCGAGAGCGGGCUCUCUCCGAUCAAAUCGAUCUGCGAUCAUUUCCACCUCAGCACUUCCUUUGUCUAUGCUGGCCAAAAUGGUAUCGCAAAUGCCAUUCACGACCACCACAGUGCCAUGAAAAAACAAUUUGAUUUCUUGGCCCUUGACUUCUGUCAGAAUAUGUCAUUAGCAGCACUUGAAAGCAAAAAAAUUGAAAAAACACUGGAAGAUGAGCUGGCUCUUCAAGUUGCGUUUGAAAUACUCAGCUCAUAUAUCUCUGCAUCAUCAAACCCAAACCAAGCUUUGUCCCCCGUUGAAGUCAAUGAUGCUAUUCUUUGUUUGAGUCUCUGCUGCUCUUCCAAAACCAUAGGUGAGAGCUCCUAUGUCAGCGAGAUGGCAAAGGUAAAUAAAAAGGUCAUGUUAUACAAGGCAGUGAACGUUCUCCGAUAUGAAAUGGAAACCAUAACUGUUACUCACAAAGCAAAAAUCGUCACUCUCAGUAAUUCUGGUUGCCCUGUUCUUCCCUCCGCUCCAAUCCAGACGACAAAUUCGGCUACGAUAAACUGGUUGAUAGAGUGUAAAGACUGCUUGUUGAAAAUGACUCGAGCCGAUUACAUUUCUUGCCUUGAUACUCGCCAGAAACAAGAGGUAUAUCAUUUGCUCAGGCUUUGCUUGAUGACGCUCUCAUGCACGUUAUCAGAGAAUCAGCUUGCUUCUGAUACUUCCGAUCUUCUUCUCACUCUCGAAGAUUUGUCCAGAGAUAGUCCGUACCACCUUCACCACGAAGUUUCCGGCCCGACAGAAAAUGAUGUUCCCGAAAUUUCGCCAAGCGUGAAUGAAUCCACGCUGCUAAUUCAAGGUUCUGUCUCAACUGAACAUUUGAAGACACUCCUUCCGAAAGGAUGGACAAUUAUUUCAUUGGAUAUCUGCUCAAUUAGUGGUGACUUGUUAGUGACGAAAAUUCAUCUGGGACAGGCGAAGCCAAUUCUCGUUAAUAUUCCUUUCAGUCGCGUAUCAUUUGGAUGCUCCUUUGAGGAUGUUUCGCAAAAACUCAAAAAUAUAAUAGAACAAAGCAACAAAUCUACCAAGUUUGAUGUGACCUCACUUGUCAAGACAAAAGAAGAUAGAAAGAACUGGUGGAGGCUUCGCUUCAGCUUAGACCUUGAGUUGCAUGAUUUGCUCGAAGGGCUUGAUGAGAGAUUAUUUGGUGGGCUUCAAAGCGUGUUCGGAACCAAUGCGUCAUAUUCUUCAGCUCCUAGGGCAUUUGAACGUGAUAUGAGCUUUAUGUGGAGAGAUAUCUUCAAAAGCUUGCCCACAGAUUGGACUAUCGAUAGAACAGUUUUGGACUUGUUCUAUGAUUUGAACCCAUUUGACCCCCAAGGCUUCUACAAAGAGAAGCUAUUGGAAGAUCUCAUUGAGUUCACAUGUCCAAGGAUGAAUAUUAUGGCAACCCCGGACCAGGUAUCGAAUUUGGCACAUAAUUUGGAGCCUCUCUAUCAAAAGAAUAGAAAUACUGAUCGAAAGGGACAUACUGUGCUCAUCCUCGGGGACCAGUGUUCACAGAUACCUUGGGAGUCUAUGAGCUGUUUAAGGGGCAAAUCUGUGUCGAGAAUGCCUAGUUACAAUAUGGUUCAAGACAUGCUCGAAAAACAUCAUCAAUUUCUGAAAAUUGAUGAAGAUGAACAAUCUUCUAGUAUUUCAUAUGUCGUGAACCCUGGUAUGGAUCUCAAACGCACAGAGUCAAUGUUCGGACCGCUUUUUUCAAGUAUGAAGCACGCAUCAGGAAUAUGCGGGAGAGUACCGACGGAAAAUGAAUUGCGUUCUCUCAUUAUCUCUUCUAAAGUGUAUGUGUUCAUGGGCCAUGGUGGCGGUGAGCAAUACAUGCGAUUGUCUUCUUUGACCAAAGGACUUGAGACUGAAAGGCAAGGCACUACUCUUCCACCCGCUCUUCUCAUGGGAUGUUCUUCGUGCGCCUUCGAAUCCAAUGGCCGACUUCCAACCCUGAGCAAUGUGUUCGAAUGGCUAGUUCGAGGUUCGCCAGCAGUUGUUGCCAAUUUGUGGGAUGUCACAGAUAAGGACAUCGACUCAUUCACCAUGGAAUUGUUGCAGAACUGGGGACUUCUUCAUAACGAAGAGCCGAUGAACUUGAGCGAUGCAGUGAAAGAAAGCAGAAAUGAGUGUGUGCUCAAAUACUUGAAUGGAGCUGCGCCUGUUGUUUACGGGCUUCCAUUGUAUUUCGACCAAAUCUAA